This is a messenger RNA of Morchella sextelata, 1092 nucleotides long. RefSeq lists its product as uncharacterized. Bases 1 to 1092 code for a protein of 363 amino acids. The transcript has 5 exons. The record is from RefSeq and is a predicted model, not a curated record. NCBI's taxonomy places the organism in Eukaryota, Fungi, Ascomycota, Pezizomycetes, Pezizales, Morchellaceae.
AUGCCCAAACUCGUUUUCCGCGUUACGGGUAUCCCACUCUGGGCUACCGCAAGCGACAUCGAAGAAAUACUCCUGUUGGGGGAAGAGGUUAAAAUACAGCGCAUGACAAUCACUCCUUCUUGUUACGGGGAUGAUACCCAAACGGCUAUCGUCCAAUUCGAACCAAGCGCUCCGAAAUAUUUAGAGGAAGUCGUUUCUGGUUCGUUACAGGACCGCCAGAUAUCGAUGUGUGGCUCGGACAUAAACAUCGACAAGAAUUUCUACGGCUUUACUCAGCUUUACCGCAUAGAGGAUGAUGCAAAGAUUACAGCAGACAUUGUGGCGGUAACAGGGCUCGCAGGUCAUGCAUUUGGAUCUUGGAGAGGGAAGGGCGAUUUCAGCAGGAUGUGGCUUCAAGAUUUCUUCUCGGAAGAUCUUCCAAGCUGUAGGACAAUGAUAUAUGGUCAUAACUCGGCACUUUUUAAUAAUGGAAUACACCAAAUAAAAGACUACAACCUGGGAUUUAUAAGGGAACUCACGAGAGUGAGGUCAUCAAUUUUGAGUGGAUCUCUUGUGAAAUGCAAGGAGCUCUCUGGCAGUGAUGCUGCUGCAGAUGAUAUAUUCAAGUCGGCAUUUGCCACAGCCUUCUUCGGCACUCCGCAUCGCGGGCUUUUGGUUGAUGACAUCCUUAGCAUGACUAAUAAGAUGGAAGAGGAGAGAAUAGACCUCGUUCGGUCGAUUGGUGGAGGGGAUAACUUGCGUGAUGAACUAGAGAAUUUUAUCAGUCUUGCACCGGGGCUAAAGAUUCUAAGCUUCUACGAACAAAUGAAAGGGAAGAGACUGAAAAAGGAUGAGAACGGGUCUUAUUCUAGGAUCGGCGAAUACUUUUUGCCAGUCGGCCGCGAGUCUGCAUUACUCAAUCUGAGCCCGGAUAUCGAGACUAGUAUACCCGUUGACGCCGACCAUACGAAUCUGGUGAAGUUUAAUACGAAGGGAGACGCGGCCUACGGAGCCAUUAUAUCCCAGCUCAAGUUUUUUCUGGAGCGACUCCGUAAGAAAGAGAUGGAAAAUGAUAAUAAGCUUCAUAAGCGAGGCACGCACGCUUUAGGUUAA